CUUUUUUCCUUCUCUGUCUCUCCAUCUACCCCUCUCUCUCUCCUCCCCCUCUCUCCUUUCCCUCUGUGUUUUUCUCCAGAGACUUCCAGUUUUUGAACACCAGUGUUCUUACCUACUGGCCUUCAACCCCACGCACACGAAGAGACAAGCACAGAAGCCAUGUUUCCUCUCCGUGCGCCCUUAUUGGCCGUAUUGGUCAGUGUUGCCCUAUGCCAAUAUUAUGACUAUGACUACCAGCCUGUUUCCAUGCUCGGGCCCUCUUCAGCCAACUGUCAUCCAGAAUGCAAUUGUCCGAUUACUUUCAAAAGUGCCAUGUACUGUGACAACCGUAAGCUCAAAUCCAUUCCUGCAGUUCCACCGCAAAUCGAGUACCUGUACCUACAGAACAACCAGAUUGAAGAGAUCAAGUCUGGAGUGUUUGAUAAUGUCACUGCAACACUUCGCUGGCUGGUACUGGACAACAACAAGAUCACCAACGCCAAAAUAGAAAAGGGUACAAUUGACAAACUUACAGUCCUGGAGAAACUGUUCUUCAGCUACAAUGAAAUCACAGAGCCGGUCAUCCCCCCCUCAAAGUCCCUCGAUGAGCUGAAGAUGAUGCACAACAAGUUAAACAAGUUCCCAUCUGGACUCUUGACUGAUAAGGAGAAUUUAACUUCCAUCAACAUUCAGCACAACGAACUGACUUCCGAAAGCAUUGCAGGGGCUUUCAAAGGGCCAAAGAAGCUGUUGUCCCUGGAUGUGAGCCACAACAAAUUAAAGAAGCUUCCAGCCGGGGUCCCUAGUUCACUGGAAAUCCUCUAUGCUGAUUACAACGACAUUGACAGCAUAGGGGCGGGAUACCUCAACAAGCUGCCAUCCCUGCAGUACCUCAGGAUCUCCCACAACAAGCUUGUGGACUCUGGAAUCCCUGCUGGGGUGUUCAAUGUGUCAUCACUGGUGGAGCUGGACCUGUCUUUCAACAAACUGGAGUCCAUCCCUGAGAUCAGUGAACUGCUGGAGCAGCUGUACCUCCAAGCCAAUGAGAUCAACAAGUUUGAGCUGUCCAGUUUCUGCAAGGUCAUUGCACCUGACAGGUAUUCCCGUCUGAAGCAUCUGCGUCUGGACGCCAACUACGUCACGCACAGCAGCAUGCCCAGUGAAUACGUCAACUGUCUGCGCCAAGCCUCAGAUAUCAUGUUUGAAUAAGGAUGUCCCUUUAAUCUGUAAACCCCAACAUGUCCCCCACAGCUCAGCCUAAAGCCUUAUGGAUUCACACGUCAGAAUAUCCCUGCAUUGUGGUACUCACAUGUCUACUACUGACGUAUUCAGUAUACAAAUCUGGGCUAUUUUAAUGGCAUCUUUAUCAGUUAAUUUUUGUCUUUAAUAAAUAAUGAACUGAGCAAAUUUGAGGUGAAAAAGAUUGCAUGAAAGCAAUCACCAAAGCAAUUUUCCUCAUUUUUAAUGUCUUUGAAACAUCCAGUGAGGUAAUAUUAAAUCAGUCAAAAAUAUUUGACUCAUUAUAUUUGUAGCUAUUGUAUUAAUGAUAUUUGUCAUUUAUGGAUUAACAUAAAGAUUUAAAAAAACAUAAAAAUUUAAUGAAAUCUAAAAAUUUUCUUUAAACAAAGAUAAAUGACUGAUCAUAGAACACACACUUUAAACAUUCCAACUUGACAUUAGACACAGCGCAGUAAACAGUAACUUUUGUUUGUAUCUGUAGUGUCUCAAUCGUAGUGUCAUUUUGUUUUUGUUUUUUUUGUUGUUUUUUUUUUGUCCUGUAUGUUCCAGUGUUUAGCAUGUAUAAUAAAAUGAGAAUACAUUAAUUAAUCCAUUGCUGUGCAAAGGACCAGCAAAUAAGGACUGCAUAUCCAUUUUUCAGUAUAUAAUGUGAGAAAUGAUGAACAAAUUGUAAAAUAGCAAUUGUGUUGUUAAUGUCUUAAAUGAAUUGAAAUGUUUUUAAAGUCAGUACCAGUGUUAUUUACUCUUGUCUGUCCUAAUUGGCCUUCAGACUUCAAACUGGCAUAAAUGGUGCCUUGAAGUAAAUAUGAUGUUCCAUUGAUUGUUUUUUGUUAAUAUAGUCAAUGUAGCAACAUACCUUUAUCCAAGCUAGCAAUUAAUCCAAGCAUCAAAUACUAAUAAAGUCCUUGAUGUUAGAAAAUAGAGGGUAAAAAAAAGAUACAAGUAAAAGUACAUUGCCAUCAUGAAUCAAAUUGUGUCUAUAUGUUACCUGAUUUCUAGCUGUCAUGCGCAUUGCUGAUUUGUAUCCAACACUUGCAUUACUUGCAUGCAUCUAAUGGUACCAUUCAUUGAUAAUAAACUACAGCUUUUGCAGUUAAGGUGCUCUCAUUGUUACCAUUGUUUACCAUGACUGAUAAAUGCUUCAUACAAUAUAAAGUCAACUUAGCAGCAUUUCAUGACUGAAUGGUGUAGCUAUGUUAUUAGAAAAUCCAUUAUGUUUGGGAUAAUUUUUCAUUUUAUGAUGAUUUAUUUUGUGGCCAUUGACUCAGUAACUGCUCAUACUGUGAGGAAAGCAAACACAGUUGAAUAAACUAUGUUUCCAAAAUA
Sphaeramia orbicularis (orbiculate cardinalfish) is the source of this 2544-nucleotide messenger RNA. It is a transcript of the gene lum, whose product is annotated as lumican. The coding region runs from base 160 to 1188 and encodes 342 amino acids. The transcript has 3 exons. The record is from RefSeq and is a predicted model, not a curated record. Gene Ontology annotation, molecular function: protein binding. Lineage: Eukaryota; Metazoa; Chordata; Actinopteri; Kurtiformes; Apogonidae.